Molecule: messenger RNA, 2337 nt
Organism: Arabidopsis thaliana (thale cress)
Lineage: Eukaryota; Viridiplantae; Streptophyta; Magnoliopsida; Brassicales; Brassicaceae
Product: Magnesium transporter CorA-like family protein
Exons: 8
Coding region: 208-1809 (533 amino acids)
Biological process (GO): transmembrane transport; metal ion transport
Cellular component (GO): membrane
Molecular function (GO): metal ion transmembrane transporter activity
Source: RefSeq, marked reviewed
CUCGAGUGUUGGAUCAGCCAUCUGGAGAAAGAGAAUACUGUACUUCUCCUAAGAUUCUAAGUGCAUCAGUUUAAGUUAGCUUCCUGUUUGAUCUUGAAGAGUUGAGUUUGCGAGAAAGUAUAUUGAAGCUGAUGUGAAUUGACUCUCACUGUCUCACACGUGAUAAGUUCCGUAGAAGAAGCUGGUAGAUUUUCUAUUUGACUGACCAUGGGUGAAAAUGGGGAGAAUCAUUCAGUCUCUCAAGAGAGUAAAAAUCAUUCAGGUGUUCCGAAGAGUGAUCUUUGGACUGAUGGGAUUAUUUGUGCCUUUGAGUUUAUUCGAGGCCCAAAAAAACAUGUUGAUUCAAAGCAACUUUAUAAAGGUUACUUGAAGCAAGAAGAUGGACCGAUCAGACAUAGUUUCCCUGGUCAUAACCCGUUUAUUGAUUCGCCUGCAGUCGAUUAUUUAAGGUCAAGGUCUGUAUCUUCUUUGGAUUUUAAAGAGGCUCAUGUCCUUCCAUCAGGACAUGUUGAGAGAUCUGAGGGAAGUCAUUGGGUACCUAUUGGUUGGACUAGAAUAACUAAACUAGUUCAACAGGUUCAAGUAAACGCGGAGUGGCCUAAUCUAAAGUUGAUUGAUGAUGAAGAAGAUGUUCCUGUUACAGAUUUAGCAGCUCCGUAUUGGGAACGACCAGGUGGCCCUACAUGGUGGUGUCACUUGACUGCUGGAAACUCUUUUGUUGAGGGAUGGCUCAGAAGUGCUACGUGGUUGCAUCCUGCAAUUAGUCUUGCAUUGAGGGAUGAAAGUAAGCUAAUAAGUGAACGGAUGAGACAUCUUCUAUAUGAGGUUCCGGUGAGGGUUGAUGGGGGUUUAUUGUUUGAACUCUUAGGACAAUCAAUGGGUGAUCCAGUAAUCGGUGAGGAUGAUGUACCCGUUGUUUUCCGCUCUUGGCAAGCAAAAAACUUUUUGGUAUCUGUGAUGCACAUAAAAGGAAAUGUAUCAAAGAGCAAUGUUCUCGGUAUCACUGAAGUAGAGGAGUUGCUUUAUGCAGGGAGCUAUAAUGUACCAAGAACAAUUCAUGAAGUCAUAGCACACUUGGCUUGCCGUCUUUCUCGAUGGGAUGAUAGAUUAUUUCGUAAAUCCAUAUUUGGUGCUGCCGAUGAAAUCGAAUUGAAGUUUAUGAACAGGAGAAACCAUGAGGAUUUGAAUCUUUUUAGUAUCAUUCUCAACCAAGAGAUCAGAAAAUUAGCAAGACAGACCAUCCGAGUGAAGUGGUCACUACACGCGAGAGAGGAGAUUAUCUUGGAGCUUCUUCAGCAUUUGAGGGGAAACAUACCCCGACAUUUGUUAGAGGGUUUGAGGAAUAACACAAGGGAAAUGUUGGAGGAACAAGAAGCGGUGCGUGGACGUCUCUUCACAAUUCAGGACAACAUUCAAAGCAAUAUCCGCUCUUGGUUACAGGAUCAAAGCCUUAAUGGUAGCCAUAACUUGGCUAUCUUUGGAGGAUGUGGCCUUGUGCUAACCAUAAUCUUAGGACUGUUCAGUGUCAACCUGGAUGGUGUUCCGGGUGUGAAGCACACGCCGUAUGCAUUUGUCUUGUUCAGUGUAUUCUUGGUUCUCAUUGGAAUUGUUCUGAUUGCGUUUGGUCUGAGAUACCUAGGGCCAAAGAAGCCCAUCACAGAAGAACAUGUAGAAGCUAGAAAGCUGGAGCUACAAAACGUGGUUAAGAUAUUUCAACACGAAGCAGAGACUCAUGCCCAACUCCGGAGAAACAACCUCUCUCCUACUGCUGGAGAUGUGUUUGAUGCUGAUUAUUUUCUCAUCCAGUAAACGAAUUAAACGCAGAAUCAAUUUUUUUUGUUUGUAUUCAUAUUACUAAUCUUAGAUUCGUGUUAGCCAUCUUGUUGCAAAAGACACAGAAAGUAGUCUGAAUCAUUGAGAGAACAAAGCUCUUAAGACGAGGUCUCUGUUCCAGCAUCUUUUUCGUCACGAUUUGACCGAGUAUUCGUGUAUUCCAUAUGAUGCGAGCCAUAGACAAGCAGAGGCUGCACUUGCUUUUCGGUUUGCUCUAUAAAGUUUGCAAGCAAACAAAAGGCUGGUCAUGGUUGCUGAAUAUCACAAACUAAUGUUGUGUGCUUUCUGACAAUGUUCCAUGAUUCUAGAAUGAAACGUAAUCGCAUAAGCCAAGUAGAAGCCAUGUUUGUCAUCAUAUAGGACUUCUUAACUUAGAUGACAAACAAGGACUACUACUUGACUUAUGCGAUUAUUUCAAUUGUACGUUUCAUUUCUGUAAGUAUUAGUAUAAUGGUUUACCGUGUUAUCCGAUGAUCUUAUCUUGGUAUCUAUUAUUCUUAAGGC